Molecule: messenger RNA, 5935 nt
Organism: Momordica charantia (bitter melon)
Lineage: Eukaryota; Viridiplantae; Streptophyta; Magnoliopsida; Cucurbitales; Cucurbitaceae
Source: RefSeq, a predicted model, not a curated record
UUUUUUACUCUCUCUCUCUUCUCUCUCUCAUCAAAUAUCAGCCCCUCCCUCCCCGCUUCCGAGGGUAGGUGUCUGUGUGUGACACACAGAGCGAACACUCUACUGCCUUCCCCGCCUAAUCCAUUUUGCCCCUUUUGAUUUCUUCGAUGAUUCAUCUUCGUCUCCGGCGACGGCAAUCUCCCCCCAUUAUCCGCCUCCGGCAACCGUACGUCUAGGACUUUCUGUUUAUCCUCUUCCCCCAUCUUCUCUUUGCUUCAAUCCGCGAGUAAGUUUAUUUACUCUUGCUUAUCGUUGUUGUAUCGUAGAGACGUGUAUACAGGUUUUAUAUAUGCAUGUCGAUUGGAUUGCUGUAGAGUUUAUUGAUGGGGCGUAAGAAGAAAAUUGUUGAUCCGCGUUCCAAACAAUCUCCGGCGGCUCGAGGAGUCGCCGUUGAUGUUCCAAGUGUAGCGAACUCCGACCAAAGCUCGGUUCCCGAUAAGUCAAGUAAUCACAACCAAAAUAGGAUCGAGUCGGUGUUUGGUAAUGAAUCGGACGGCUUGUCUUAUUCUACAAUUAAGCUCGAAUGCGAGCGGGCUCUUACGGCGCUUCGGCGUGGGAAUCACACUAAGGCACUCAGGCUUAUGAAGGAGUUGAGCUCGCGAAACGAGAACUCUGUUCACUCUGCAUUGAUUCAUCGGGUUCAGGGCACUAUUUGUGUAAAAGUAGCAUCGAUUAUUGAUGACCUGAAUACAAAGCAGCGGCAUUUGAAGAAUGCGAUUGAGUCUGCUCGUAAAGCAGUCGAGCUCUCACCAAGCUCGAUUGAGUUUUCCCAUUUCUAUGCAAAUUUGUUGUACGAGGUUGCCAAUGAUGCGAAGGAGUACGAGGAGGUGGUGCAAGAGUGUGAACGGGCCCUUGGCAUUGAAAAUCCAAUUGAUCCCGCUAAGGAGAGCUUGCAGGAUGAAAAGAAUCAGAAGAUACCUACUGCAGAAGCACGAAUUGCCCAUGUGCAGACUGAAUUAAGGCAGUUAAUUCAAAAGUCAAAUAUCUACUCCAUAUCAUCUUGGAUGAAGAACUUGGGUAACGGGGAGGAGAAGUUUAGGUUGAUUCCGAUUAGAAGAGUGACAGAAGACCCCAUGGAGGUCAGGUUGGUUCAGGCUAGAAGGGCAAACGAAAUUAAGAAGGCAACUAAAACGCCUGAGGAGCGGAGGAAGGAGAUUGAAGUCCGUGUUGCUGCUGCAAGGCUUUUGCAACAGAAGUCUGAUACACCUCAAAUGCAAAAUGAAGGAGGCAAAGCUGAUCGGACCCUGGAUUCAUCGUCAGGGUCUGGUACAAGAGUCGGUGAACGGCGGAAACAUGGAAAUUUACGGAAACAUGGAUCUUCAGCUGAAAGGAGGGAUUGGGUUCAUUCUUUUUGGAAUUCCAUGAGUAUGGAAUCGAAGAAAGAUUUCCUUAAGAUCAAGAUAAGUGAUCUUAACACUCAUAUUAGUUCUUCAAAGGAUGCUUCAGCGAAUGAAGUUAUUUCAGAAGCUUUAUCCUUUUGUGAUGCCAAUAAAACAUGGAAAUUUUGGGUUUGCUGCAGAUGUGAUGAGAAAUUUGUGGAUUCGGAAUCUCAUAUGCACCAUGUGGUUCAGGAGCACAUGGGUAACCUUUUGCCGAAAAUGCAGUCUAUCUUGCCACAGAAUGUUGACAAUGAGUGGGCUGAAAUGCUUCUUAAUUGCUCUUGGAAAGCACUGGAUGUUUCAGCUGCAGCUAAAAUGCUCACAGAUCAAACAAAAUGCAAGGAUUCUGAGUUGGUUGAAGAUAUCUGCUUGCAGCAUCAUUCUGACAGUGAUGACUGUUUCAAAGAUGCAUGGGAUUCUUCCCCAGAGAAACACAAUUAUGGGAAUGGUUUAAACGAGUGCAAUGUUUACGAGAAAGUUGGCAACAAUGGAUUUAAGGCCUGUCAUGAAAACCAAGGUUCUGUGACAUCAUACUCCUUAUCUGAUAGCUUUCCAGUAUCUGAUGAUUCAGAGCGAACAAAGCUUCUUGAGAAAAUUCAUGCGAUAUUUGAGUUACUUAUUAGACAUAAAUAUCUUGCUGCAAGCCAUCUAAACAAGGUUAUACAGUUUACAAUGGAUGAGUUACAAGGUCUUUCUGGAUAUCAUCUUCUGAACCAGGGACUGGACCAAACACCACUAUGCAUCUGCUUUCUUGGUGCUUCUCAGCUUAGGAAAAUCUUCAAGUUCUUGCAAGAACUAUCUCAUUCUUGUGGUUUUGGUAGAUACGUUGAUAAAAGUACCGGUCAAAUUGAAGAUUCAAAGAACGAUAAACAAUCUGUUGAGGUCAAAGAGAAGAUUGUUCUCAAUGAAGAUGCGUCACUGCUCCUCCUCAAUGAGUGUUUUCUGUCAUCUGAUUUCACUCAUGCCAAUGGUCAGGCUGCAGCCACAGAUCAUAUUCCAGUUCCAACUGCUAAGGAUGUUACUGCAAAUGGGGUUUUUUCUGAUGCUGAUCCUUUUCUAUCAUGGAUAUAUGCAGGUCUUUCUAGUGGGGAACAGUUAUCAUCAUGGGCACAAACAAAGGAAGAAAAGAUACAGCAAGGAAUGGAAAUUCUUCAAAUGCUUGAAAAGGAAUUUCUGCAUCUACAGAGCCUUUGUGAGAGAAAAUGUGAGCAUUUGAGCUAUGAGGAAGCAUUGCAGUUAUUAGAGGAUCUUUGCCUUGAAGAGGGCAAGAAGAGGGAAGCUGUGACUGAAUUUAUCCCCAAGAGUUAUGAGUCAGUCCUGAGGAAACGAAGAGAAGAGCUUAUUGAUGUUGAAAAUGACGUUAUGUUUCUCAGUAGGUUUGAGUUAGAUGCUAUAACUAAUGUUUUGAAAGAAGCAGAAGCUUUGAAUGUUAAUCAAUAUGGAUAUGGGGAAACUUUUUCCAGCAUGCCUUCUCAGUUAUGUGAUCUGGAAUCUGGUGAAGAUGAAGAUUGGAGGACUAAGGAUUAUUUGCAUCAAGUUGAUACUUGUAUCGAAGUUGCCAUCCAGAGACAGAAAGAACAGUUAUCUAUCGAGAUUAGCAAAAUUGAUGCACGCAUCAUGCGAAAUGUUACUGGAAUGCAACAGUUGGAACUUAAGCUGGAACCUGUUUCUGCACAUGAUUAUCAAUCAAUAUUGUUGCCUCUUGUGAACUCAUACUUGAGGGCACAUUUAGAAGAUUUAGCUGAAAAAGAUGCCACGAAGAAGUCUGAUGCUGCAAGAGAAGCAUUUUUAGCUGAACUAGCACUGGAUUCAAAAAAGGGUAUGAGAGGAGGAAGUGAUAAUCUGAGACAUGCACAUGAAAAGCCGAAGGAAAAGAAAAGGAACAAGGAGUUUAGGAAAGCCAAGGACUCUAAGGUAGUCAGUGGUCCUGAGCAGGAUGCGCUUCAUGAUGAAGAUGUAGAUGGAGAUCCCUUUCAAGUUGCAUCUGAUGGUGAUGCAGCAGAGGUGGAUAUUGCUGUUUUUGAGAAUGGUAAUGCUUUAAGACUACAGGAGGAAGAGUUUAGACGCAAAAUUGAGCUGGAAGCCGAUGAAAGAAAGCUAGAAGAGACUUUGGAGUAUCAAAGGCGAAUUGAGAAUGAGGCCAAACAAAAGCAUCUGGCUGAACUACAAAAGAAAUCUGCCCAGACAAAUCCAGAGAAGAAAGUUGCUGUGGCAAUACAUGAUAAUCUCUUGGGACUUGUCCCUGAUGUUGAGGGUGCUGAUGAGCAUUUUAAGCUCUCUGUGGUGGAUCAAUUGGCAGAAAAUGAUUUGGUUCCCGACUUGUCUAGGAACGGUCCUGCAAUGUCACAUGCUCCUUCAGGUGAUCAAAAGAUUAGUGGUGUAUCCAAUGUUGGAGUUCUAGAGAAUUGUCUGUCGUCUUCUGAUAGACGGAAGGGAAGGAAAGGUAGACGGCACAAGGUUUCUAUUAAACCAGUAGAUGGAAAUCAGCCUUCACCAUCUGAUAAGGAUAAUGCAGCCUUUGACAGCCGAUUGAAUGAGACAGUUAGAUAUCAUAGCAAUUUCCUAGCAGAUAGUGAGAUAAUAGUAAAAAGACUUUGAGACAACAUCAUGUAGAGGAUGAUGAGGAAAGAUUUCAAGCUGAUCUUAAAAAGGCCGUACGCCAGAGCCUUGAUACGUUUCAAGAACAGCAGAAAUUACCCUUGAUUUCAAGUUCCAGGAUACCAUUGAUUAGUUGUGGUAAAGUAGAUAGUAAUGGCGUUCCAUCGAAUGAACUCAAUGUAGAAAAUGUGCAGGGAGCAGAUAUGUUUGGGACAGGACUUAAGAAUGAAGUUGGUGAAUAUAAUUGCUUUCUGAAUGUGAUUAUUCAGUCCUUAUGGCAUUUAAGACGGUUUCGGGAAGAGUUCCUGAGGAGAUCUAUGACUGAGCAUGUUCAUGUUGGGGAUCCCUGUGUUGUUUGUGCAUUAUAUGAAAUCUUUGCUGCCUUGAGCAUGGCAUCUGCAGAUGUUAGAAGAGAAGCAGUUGCCCCCACUUCUUUGAGAAUAGCUCUAAGCAAUCUCUGUCCGGAUAGUAAUUUCUUCCAAGAGGGCCAGAUGAAUGAUGCCUCUGAGGUGCUGGCAGUCAUAUUUGAUUGCCUACACCAGUCAUUGACUCCUAGUUCGAGCGUUUCUGAUACAGAAUCAGUAGAAAGCAAUUGCAUGGGAUCUUGGGACUGUGCAAGUGACACUUGUUUGGUCCAUUCCAUCUUUGGAAUGGACAUUUUUGAACGAAUGAAUUGCUAUAGUUGUGGCCUGGAAUCUAGACAUUUGAAGUACACUUCGUUCUUCCACAAUAUAAAUGCUAGUGCCCUUCGAACAAUGAAGGUUAUGUGUACUGAAAGUUCCUUCGAUGAACUUCUAAAUGUUGUUGAAAUGAAUCAUCAGCUUGCUUGUGACUUGGAUGUUGGUGGUUGUGGAAAGCUCAAUUACAUUCAUCACUUUCUUUCUGCACCACCACAUGUGUUCACCACAGUCUUGGGCUGGCAGAACACCUGUGAGAGUGCUGACGACAUCACAGCAACAUUAGCUGCUCUAAGUACUGAGAUAGACAUCAGUGUUCUUUAUCGGGGUCUAGAUCCAAAGAAUACCCAUAAUUUGGUAUCGGUGGUUUGCUAUUAUGGUCAACACUAUCAUUGCUUUGCCUACAGUAAUGACAAGAAAUGCUGGAUAAUGUACGAUGAUAGAACUGUUAAGGUAAUUGGUGACUGGGCUGAUGUUCUUACCAUGUGCGAAAGAGGACACUUGCAACCGCAGGUUCUUUUCUUUGAAGCUGUAAAUUAAUGAUAUUUUGGAACUGUCUCAUUAGCCGUACUGGUGGAACGCGGUUUGCAUUUGAUUUCUGCCUUGGCAAGGAGGUGUUUAUAGGGAAGACUUGCCAAUUUACAUCCACGGAAUUCAGCCAAUUUACAUCCACGGAAUUCAGACAGUACAACGUGUAAUAUUGGUUUCAAAAGAAAAAUUUUGAUCGGGUCAUAACAUAAAUCUGAGUUUUCUGAUACAAUCAACGAAUUUUUGGAGAAGAUCUGGUCCUCGAGGAGAAUAGUGUAAGUAUGAUAGAUUUUCUUCUAAAUUGAGGGAGCCAGAUGAUUGGAGAGCCAAAAGUGAGAUAGAGCACCCAAGUUUCUGCCUCUGGAAUUCGUUCUUAGCUUCAAUCCUUUAAUAAGGUUGUUAGAGAAGGUACAGAACAGUAUUGAAUGGGUGUUUUUUUUGUGAUAUCUUACUUAGGAGGUUUUAUAGCUGUAUCAUAAGAGUAAGGAUUUCUGGUUGUUGAGAAGACCAAUAUAGCGAACAAUUGAGACAGAGUCUAGUUAGAGACAAUGCUAGAUGCUAUAAUCUUCCUCGUUUAAUUUUCUGCAGUUUUUAGGUGUUGUAUAGUUCCAAUUGAAGUCACUCGGGCCUCUGCUAUGGUCACUUUAAGUGAAAUUAUUUUGUCUCCAGAUAUGGUGAUCAAAUGAACUAAACUUCUAGUUUCCUUAUUCUGCA